Pteropus alecto (black flying fox) is the source of this 960-nucleotide messenger RNA. Its product is annotated as olfactory receptor 7G3-like. Gene Ontology annotation, molecular function: G protein-coupled receptor activity; olfactory receptor activity. The transcript has a single exon. The record is from RefSeq and is a predicted model, not a curated record. Gene Ontology annotation, biological process: G protein-coupled receptor signaling pathway. Gene Ontology annotation, cellular component: membrane. NCBI's taxonomy places the organism in Eukaryota, Metazoa, Chordata, Mammalia, Chiroptera, Pteropodidae. The coding region runs from base 22 to 960 and encodes 312 amino acids.
UCUAUUAGGACCAUCAACAACAUGAAAUCAGGAAACCUCUCCAAUAUUGCAGAAUUCCUCCUUCUGGGACUGUCAGAUGAUCCAGAACUGCAGCCCCUCCUGUUCUGCCUGUUCCUGUCCAUGUACCUGGUCACCGUGCUUGGUAACCUGCUCAUCAUUCUGGCCAUUAUUUAUGACUCCCAUCUCCACACUCCCAUGUAUUUCUUCCUCUCUCACCUGUCUUUUGUUGACAUCUGUUUCACCACCACCACGAUCCCAAAGAUACUAGUGAACAUCCAGACACAGAGAAGACACAUCAGUUACGCAGGCUGCCUCGCCCAAAUCUGCUUUGUCCUGACUUUUGCUGGAUUGGAAAAUGGAAUUCUGGUAAUGAUGGCUUAUGAUCGAUUUGUAGCCAUCUGUCACCCACUGAGGUACAAUGUCAUCAUGACUCCCAAACUCUGUGGGCUGCUGGUUCUGCUGUCUUUCCUUAUUAGUGUUCUAAAUGCUCUCCUCCACACUUUGAUGGUACUGCGGCUGUCCUUCUGCACAGACCUGAAAAUGCCCCAUUUUUUCUGUGAAUUAGCUCAUAUUCUAAAGCUUGCCUGUUCUGAUAUCUUCAUCAAUAACAUCUUUGUAUAUUUAGUGACCAGCCUGUUGGAUGUUGUUCCUCUCUCUGGGAUAAUUUUUUCUUAUACCCAAAUUGUCUCUUCCAUCUUGAAAAUUCCAUCAGCUGGUGGAAAAUAUAAGACUUUUUCCAUCUGUGGAUCACACUUAAUAGUUGUUUUCUUGUUCUAUGGGACAGGUUUUGGGGUAUACCUUAGUUCUGCAGUUACUCACUCUUCUAGGAAAAGUGCAAUCGUAUCAGUGAUAUAUACGGUGGUCACUCCUAUGAUGAAUCCCUUUAUCUACAGUCUGAGGAACAAGGACAUGAUGGGAGCUUUGAGUAAGAUCAUCUCUAGAAUAUCAUCUUUCCACUGA